AUGAGCAGUUCCAAGAAGCCCAGCAAGAAGGAGGUGGGAAAGAAUAAAGACAUGAAGGAAGUCGAGGGUCUCGGUAUCAUGAACGUCGAAGUACCCACGCAGACGCAGAAGCCCGCGGGUAUGGCGAAACUUUGUACAUGUUACCACUUGUACCAGCACAAGAAAUCUGCGCGAGACCAGGAGAAUGAAGGAAAGGAGAGGGAAGCGAGACCGGAUGUUUGGGGUGUUUUGGGUCAUACGGAGGUGCGGAAGGCUAAGAAGUAG
This is a messenger RNA of Penicillium manginii, 264 nucleotides long. RefSeq lists its product as uncharacterized. The record is from RefSeq and is a predicted model, not a curated record. The coding region runs from base 1 to 264 and encodes 87 amino acids. The transcript has a single exon. NCBI's taxonomy places the organism in Eukaryota, Fungi, Ascomycota, Eurotiomycetes, Eurotiales, Aspergillaceae.